CUUCAUGCUCUCUCUUGGGAGCAAAUGAAGAUGAUGGUGCGUAGCAAGUUUCUCCCCCAGAGCUUUUGGGACAAAAUGGAGCAUGAGUUCUACCACUUGCAGCAGGGCAGUUCCACGGUGGAUGAGUAUGUCCGUACUUUCACCUGCAUGUGCCUUUUUGCAGGCGACGCAGUGAACACCGAUGCCAAGAAGGCCCACAAGUUUUUUAUGGGGCUCAACCAGAGGAUCCGUGAGCUGGUGGGAAGUCACGGACUGAUGUCUUAUGUAGAUACCGUGAGUAGGGCUCAGGAGGUAGAGAGUUGUCUCAUCCCUUUGGCUCCCGUUCCUUCCUUCUAUUAUGCUUCCCAGCCGUCUCAGACUAUUGUCCAGUAUGCUCAGCCUAUUUCCUCGGCACCGCCAGGCUCUAGUUCGGGUAAGAGAAAGUCAGAUUCCCACCGGGAUAACCGGAAGGGAAAACGAGGAGGUCCAGACCGGCGCAAUCAUCCCUCUUCUGGCAACCGCACCUGCAAGAAAUGUGGAAAGUACCAUAGUGGCGAGUGCUUAGCAGACCAGCGAGCCUGUUUCAACUGCAACCGUCCGGGUCAUUAUGCCAGUGUCUGUCCGGAGCCCAAGAGGGCUGGGGGUCAGGCUCGAGUCUAUACCAUCACCCACGAUGAGGCCGCUCGCAAUGCAGGUACCAUGUCCGGAAUACUUUCGAUAUCCCAUGUGUCUGUCUUUGCUUUAUGUGAUAUCGGUGCUACCCAUUCUUUUAUUUCUUCCCGUUGCUUGGAGGCUUUAUCUAUUAGCACCGUGCAUGCUUGUGAUCCUCUCGAGGUUAGUCUAGCCUCGGGAAAGAUUAUCAUCUCUGAUUCAGUGGUUCGCAAUCUUCCCAUAUGUAUUGGCGGUCGAGUUCUAGAGGCUGACGUCUAUGUAAUUGACAUGCGAGGCUUUGACGUGAUCUUGGGCAUGGACUGGCUCACCCAUUACCGAGCUGAUAUCCGGUGCCAGGAGCGCGAAGUCACCCUUUAUCCCAUUUUCGAUCAGCCUGUUGUGUUCUUUGGGGUGAGUUCGAGGACUGUGCCUCGGGUCAUCUCUUCUAUGCAAGCUAGGAAGAGCCUUUCCAAGG
Molecule: messenger RNA, 1105 nt
Organism: Striga hermonthica
Lineage: Eukaryota; Viridiplantae; Streptophyta; Magnoliopsida; Lamiales; Orobanchaceae
Source: the annotation of a GenBank genome assembly